This is a messenger RNA of Eruca vesicaria subsp. sativa (arugula), 789 nucleotides long. Lineage: Eukaryota; Viridiplantae; Streptophyta; Magnoliopsida; Brassicales; Brassicaceae. The record is from the annotation of a GenBank genome assembly.
AUGAAUUCGUUUAACAUAGCCUCCACAAGCUCACCUCCUCCUGUUGCUAAUCUUCUCCCGGCGAAGCGAAAGAGAGGCCGUCCACGUAAAGAUGCAACCAUGACCCAACAAGAAAGAUCUCAAGGGACUCCAAAAGAGGACGUUAAUCUGGUUGGUAAGACAGUUUCUGGUGUGGUCGAAGGAUCUUUCGAAGCGGGUUUCAUCAUUAAUGUCAAGGUGAAUGACAGUGACACGAGAUUAAGAGGUCUUGUGUUCGCGCCGGGAAAAGUCGUUCCGGUUACUCCUGAAAACGAUGUGGCUCCUCAUGUCAAAAUGAUCGUAAGAGAAGAGAACAAGAACCAGACUGAUAAUCAUCGUGAUCAAUCUUGUCCUCCUAAUGAUCAGACAAUGAAAGAUGCUGUCGCUGACUCGACCUUGUUUGAAUGUGCACGGGCUUUGAUUCUGUUGCCACAUGGAAUAACAGAAGAAGAUGCCAAGGAGGUAAUGGAAGAAAGAGAAGCUGCUACUAGUUUGGUAGAGUUUUUUCAAACUCCAGAGACAACCAUAGGGACUGCUCAACAGAAUCAUGUCUUGGCACGGAAAGAGAGGUUCGAUCUUAUGGCGGAGGAAUUGGUUCACCCGGUAGAGGAAGUACCACAGGAGCUUCAGCUAUCACUUGGAAACAAGACAAUAUUGCGGGGAGACAACACCAAAAACGGCAUCGCAAUGGAGAUAGAUCCUAAAACCUCUGUGUCUAGGAAUGGCUUCAUAGCGAAACUGUUUAAAGGAAAAGAAAAGGUCGACUACUAG